CUACUCUCACUCUCACCUCCAACGCUCUUCUCAAUUCUCCUCCCUCUCCUUCCCCUGCUUCCACUCUCCAUCCCUCUACGCCGAUAGCCACGAUGACCAUCUCCGCCAAUGCCGAAACGCCCUUCAAGGUCUUCGUGGGGUACGACACCCGCGAGGACGUGGCCUUCGAGGUGUGCCGCCACUCCCUCCUCAAGCACUCGUCGGUCCCCGUGGAGGUGAUCCCGUUGAAGCAAUCCGAGCUGCGGGCCGCGGGGCUCUACAAGCGCGAGCGCGACCCAACCGAGAGCACCGAGUUCUCCUUCACCCGCUUCCUCACCCCCUACCUCGCGGGCUACCAAGGGUGGGCCAUGUUCGUGGACUGCGACUUCCUCUACACCGCCGACAUCAAGGGCCUCAUCGACCUCAUCGACGACCAAUACGCCGUCAUGUGCGUCCACCACGACUACUCCCCCAAGGACGCUCUCAAGAUGGACGGGGUGGUCCAGACGGCGUACCCUCGCAAGAACUGGUCCUCCAUGGUCCUCUACAACUGUGGCCACCCCAAGAACCGGGUGCUCACGCCGGAGCUCGUCAGCUCCCAGACCGGAGCUUUCCUCCACCGCUUCAUGUGGCUCGACGACUCCGACAUCGGCGCCGUCCCUUUCGUCUGGAACUUCCUCGUGGGCCACAACAAAGUCGACGACGGGGACCCCGACACGUUCCCGAAGGCUAUUCACUACACUCUCGGGGGCCCCUGGUUCCGCGACUACAAGGACUGCGACUUCGCCGACCUCUGGGUCAAGGGGCUGGAGGAGGCGCAGAAGGCCAACAAUUUGAUUACGGUUUGAGCUCCAACGUGGUGAAGGCGUAAUUACGACUAUAUAUAUAUUAUGACUAGUAUUAUUACUGCUGCUACCAGUAUUAUUAUUAUUAUUAUUAUGAAGUUUUCUCAUGAGAAUCUCAUCGAUGUUGUCACGUCUCUUAUUCUACUUCUUGCAAGAAGUUGUGCGCUAGCUCUCGAUCGGUUUCUUUUAAGUUGUUGUAUGUGCUGGGUCCUAUUCUCUGUGCAAUCAACAUUCAUGUACUUGGGUUCGUGUAAUAACCGCAUGCAAUAAUUAUGAGAAUAUGCAUUACAUUAGC
This is a messenger RNA of Elaeis guineensis (African oil palm), 1119 nucleotides long. RefSeq names its product protein CDI. The record is from RefSeq and is a predicted model, not a curated record. Lineage: Eukaryota; Viridiplantae; Streptophyta; Magnoliopsida; Arecales; Arecaceae.